Molecule: messenger RNA, 843 nt
Organism: Eruca vesicaria subsp. sativa (arugula)
Lineage: Eukaryota; Viridiplantae; Streptophyta; Magnoliopsida; Brassicales; Brassicaceae
Source: the annotation of a GenBank genome assembly
AUGGCGACGGCUUUGUUCAACACGACCAGAAUCUCUAACCGCUACCACCACCACUCAAUUCUCCCGCCGUUCUCCCCACGGUUUCACUUCCGCCGUCAAAAUAUCUCCUUACUCGUAACUUCUCGCCGCUUACGCCGUCUCGCCGUCGUUGGAGGCCCUCCAUCUCCUCCAAGUCCUGAUCCCCCUCCACCUGAAAACACCACUCAGCUUGAAGGUGUUGUGGGAGAUGUGACAAAGAUUGAAGACCGCGUAAAGAUCUUCAUGGCGGUGUUGUUUUGGAUGUCUCUCUUCUUCUGGGUUACAGUUGUCGAUGGGAUGGGUAAAGGCAAAGGGAAGAAGGGUUCUCGUUUCAACUUCUCCCACAAGGUUUUCUGUUGCAACAACAAAAAAGGUACAGAUGAUGAAACUGUAUCUGUUGAGCUAACAGCACCUUCUUCAUGGAAGAAAUUGAUAAAGAAGCGAGGUCGAACUAAAUCUUCAGUGUUAAAGAAAGAUACAGAAGAAGUUGAGAAACCAGAGGGAGGAGUUGAAUACUCUCAUGUGCAAGAAGAAGAUACUGAAAUGAAUCAUCCAAAGGAAAAGGAGAAUGCCUCUGCUGAAACUGAGAAGGAUGCAAAAGACAACAUGGUUGCAGAGGAGAAUACUAAUCCUGCUCCAGCCCAAGAAUCUGGUGAAUCCAUGAAAGAUCAUGUUGAAGAUAGAGGGAAGGAGAGAGUGGAGUCUCAGACUGACAAACAAGAGGUUCAAAAGAAACCAGUUGAUGCAAAGACCAAGACUGUUAAAGCUAAUGUUGUGGAGGGAACGGUAGUAGCAGAAGCUGCUGAACAGCUUCUAUUAGCUUAA